GGCAUGAUGUUGGCGUAGACGAGCCCCUUAUGGCAGCUGGACUAGACUCCUUAGGUGAGCAUGCGCUCCACUUAUGUUCUUACUAGAUUUGACUUGCACAACAUUGAUAUCCAAUUAUUAGUGUAGGCUCUGUGCAUCUCCGUGCGUCCAUUUUGGAACAAUUCUCUGUUGAUUUACCUGCCACUGCUGCCCUAGACUUUCCUACAAUAGCUGCUCUUGCCGGGCGUGUUGCUGCAUGCAACCCGACUCAUGCUGACAUGUCUACUGUGCAACAUAACAGCCUUGAUCCCAGCAACAUUUCUGGCAACAACAAUCCAGUGACUGGGAUAGUGGGUCUCAGUUGCGCAUAUCCUGGACCAGCUGCAGCGGAUUGUUGUUGUGAUUUCUGGGAAGCUGCUGUAUUGGGGGAAAAUAUUCAAACAACAAUUCCCUACAACCGAUGGGAUGUUGAGCUCCAUUACUCUCCUGAAAUCAAUGGUCUGCGCUGAGCAUUGUGUACUUGUUGUUUGAUCUCUUGUCUUAAGUUCUAAUAAGUUCUUUUUGCAGUCAAUAAAAUGAAUGUGCGCUUUGCUGGAUUCAUCUCCAAUUUGGAGUUCUUUGAUUCUGAAAUGUUUAGGUUUGGCCGUAACGAGGCAAAAGUGAUGGACCCCCAGUCUCGCUUAGUACUUGAGCACAUGCAUCAUUCAUUUAUCGAUGCUGGCACAAGAACUGGGCAAUCGAUCGCUCAAGAUGCAGGAGUAUAUGUUGGUGUCAUGCAUAUCGAGUUCUUAUCUUACCUGAGUUAUAUGGGCAUUGCGAUAAGCCCAAAUGUUGUCACUGGCAAUGGAAUGGACUUUCUUGUGGGCAGACUGUCUUACACAUUUGGCCUCUCCGGCCCUUGCCUCAGUACAAAUACAGCCUGCUCAUCUUCUUUAGUUGCCACACACCUGGCUAAUGCUGCUCUCGUUCAUUGUGAAUCUCAUGCUGCUGCCAGUUGCGGUGUUUUCAUGGUGCUGUUACCGGGAACCAUGGCCGGCAUUAGCCAACUUAAGGCUUUGUCCCCGGAGGGGCGUUGCAAGACACUUGAUUCUUCUGCAGAUGGCUAUGGUCGUGGGGAAGGCUGCACUGUUGCUACAAUUGAGUUAGUCGAUCAUGGAAAUUUGGCAAUUGCAUUCAUAUGCAAUACCGUUGUUAAUCAAGAUGGCAGGUGUAGCAGCCUGACAGCACCCCAUGGUCCUAGUCAGGCAGCACUCAUCACUCGAGCAUUGUCCAAUGCUGGAAUGCCUCCGAGUAUUUUGAAAUACUUGGCAAUCCAUGGGACGGGUACA
Chlorella variabilis is the source of this 1307-nucleotide messenger RNA. RefSeq lists its product as hypothetical. The record is from RefSeq and is a predicted model, not a curated record. Gene Ontology annotation, biological process: fatty acid biosynthetic process. The annotation marks the transcript as partial. Gene Ontology annotation, molecular function: fatty acid synthase activity. NCBI's taxonomy places the organism in Eukaryota, Viridiplantae, Chlorophyta, Trebouxiophyceae, Chlorellales, Chlorellaceae. The transcript is spliced from 7 exons.